CUGCCGCAGAUUGCAGUACUCUCGCGAUGAACGGCUGCUAUAACACACUGAAGUACACGGGCCUGCUCUCCAAUCUGCUCUACAUGCUGCUGGGCAUUGCGGUGAUGUCUGGAGCAGGAUUGGGGCUGCAGGUGGCGGAGCCCAACACCCCUGAGCACACGUAUUUCGUAAAGAGCCUGGUGCUGGGAGGCACCAUUUGCAUGAUCGUGAUGUUCGGAUGCUACGGCAUGGUCUGCAAUUUGCUGUGCGUCAAUCUUAUUUUCACCCUGUUCAUACUGAUUGCCCUGGCCGCGGAGUACCUGCAGCUGCACCACUACCACAGUCCUGUCCAUCGGCGCCCGGGUGGCGCCCUGCAGCAGCUGGAGCUGGCCUGGCACGGCCUGGACCGAGACCCGGAGGUGAUGCACCAGUACGAGGCCUCGGAGCAUUGCUGCGGCUACAGCGGCGCCGACGAUUACAGACGCCUGCAUCUGCUGGUGCCGCCGAGCUGUUAUCAGGCCGCUGCCAAUGACACCGCCCAGCAAAUCUAUCCGAUCGGCUGCCUGGAGACGCUCAGCCACAGCCAGCGGUACAUUCAGCAGCGCGAUAAGCUCUUCAUGUGGGCCAUCGUUGGCCUUGAGAUCUUUAUACUGCUGCAAACUGCUGCGCUGAGUGUGCUGCUAUUCAAGUUGCGCCAGCAGCAGCGACUUGCUCGAAGGCAGGUGCCACCAGGUGUUCGGCGGGAGCCGCGCUCCAACCAUGUGACCGCCUCGCGGACCCACCUACUCAACGAAGCUUAGUGCUAGAUCUUAUCAAAUGGCUGGUUUAUUGUGUAUCCAAGUGGCAAGUGCUUAUCUAUUCAUGUCGCUGGUGAUCAGUAGGUGUACCGGCGAGUCUUGUUGGUCAGCUGGCAGCACAGGGUGAUGCCCAAGAUGAUGCCCACGACCUGCAAGGGAGGAGGGAAAGUGUUACAUUUCAGCGAUUACAUUUAAUUUGAAAGCUUCACAUAUGUAUACGCAUGUGAGCACAAAUGUAGCAAAGUAGAAAACAUAUGUUUGUAACAAGUUGAAUGGGUUUUUAAAUUUUUUCAAAUCA
Molecule: messenger RNA, 1074 nt
Organism: Drosophila ficusphila
Lineage: Eukaryota; Metazoa; Arthropoda; Insecta; Diptera; Drosophilidae
Product: protein late bloomer
Exons: 4
Coding region: 27-779 (250 amino acids)
Cellular component (GO): membrane
Source: RefSeq, a predicted model, not a curated record